Messenger RNA from Camarhynchus parvulus, 1873 nucleotides. RefSeq names its product methylenetetrahydrofolate dehydrogenase (NADP+ dependent) 2, methenyltetrahydrofolate cyclohydrolase (gene MTHFD2). Bases 138 to 1151 code for a protein of 337 amino acids. Gene Ontology annotation, biological process: tetrahydrofolate interconversion. The record is from RefSeq and is a predicted model, not a curated record. Gene Ontology annotation, cellular component: mitochondrion. The transcript is spliced from 9 exons. Gene Ontology annotation, molecular function: methenyltetrahydrofolate cyclohydrolase activity; methylenetetrahydrofolate dehydrogenase (NAD+) activity; methylenetetrahydrofolate dehydrogenase (NADP+) activity. NCBI's taxonomy places the organism in Eukaryota, Metazoa, Chordata, Aves, Passeriformes, Thraupidae.
GAACAUCAAUCAAUCAUUUUUGGGGCGGAACCCCAUUGGCUACCGCCGGGUGGGGCGGGGCUCACCGGGUAUAUAAUGCACGGGAAGCCACGCUCCUCUCACAGCCGUUCCCGCCGGUCGCCGGGUGUAGCUCUGUUAUGGCCGCCGCGCUCCAGCCCCUCCGCGCCCUCAGCCGCGCUGCGAUGGAGCCCCGCGCCCGCCGCCUGCACCUCAGCGCCGCCCGGGGGGACGCCGUGGUGAUCUCGGGGAGGAAGCUGGCGCGGCAGAUCCGGCAGGAGGCGCGGCACGAGGUGCAGCAGUGGGUGGCUGCCGGCAACAGGAGGCCGCACCUGAGCGUGGUGCUGGUGGGGGAGAACCCGGCCAGCCACUCCUACGUGCUCAACAAAACCAAAGCAGCGGCUGAUGUGGGGAUCAGCAGCGAGACCAUCCUCAGGCCAGCCUCCAUCACCGAGGAGGAGCUGCUGGAGCUGAUUGCCAAACUCAACAGUGACACGGCCGUGGACGGGCUCCUGGUGCAGCUUCCCCUGCCUGAGCACAUCGACGAGCGCCGGGUGUGCAACGCCGUGAGCCCGCACAAGGACGUGGACGGGUUCCACGUGCUCAACGUGGGCAGGAUGUGCCUGGACCAGGACUCCAUGCUGCCCGCCACACCCCGGGGUGUCUGGGAGAUCAUCCAGAGGACAGGGAUCCCCACGCUGGGCAGGAACGUGGUGGUGGCGGGCAGGUCCAAGAACGUGGGCAUGCCCAUCGCCAUGCUGCUGCACACCGACGGCAGCCACGAGCGCCCCGGAGGUGACGCCACGGUGACGAUCUCGCACCGCUACACGCCCAAGGAGCAGCUGAAGCAGCACACCAUCCGUGCUGACAUCGUGGUGGCUGCUGCAGGCAUCCCCAACCUGAUCACGGCCGACAUGAUCAAGGAGGGGGCGGCCGUGAUCGACGUGGGCAUCACCCGGGUGCAGGACCCGCUCACAGCCCGGCCCCGCCUCGUGGGCGACGUGGACUUCGAAGGGGUGAGGAAGAAGGCGAGUUACAUCACGCCGGUGCCCGGCGGCGUGGGGCCCAUGACGGUGGCCAUGCUGAUGAAGAACACCAUCAUCGCUGCCAAGAAACUGCUGAGGCCCCAGGAGCUCGAGGCUCUGCCUGCCUAAACAGGGCCGGGCUUAACCAGGGGCCCCUCAGAGCCGGGCUUAACCAGGGGCCCCUCUCAACACCACCAUCGCUGCCAAAAACUGCUGAAACCCCAGGAGCCUGAGGCUCUGCCUGCCUAAACAGAGCCGGGCUUAACCAGGGGUCCCUCAGAGCUGGGUUUAAUGAGGGGUCUCUCUGAACCAGGCUUAAUGAGGGGUCCCUCAGAACGCCGUCAUCGCUGCCAAGGAACUGCUCAAAACCCAUGAGCUCCAGGCUCUGCCUGCCUAAACAGCCCUCUGAGCUGGGCUUAACCAGGGGUCCUUCAGAGCUGGGUUUAAUGGGGGCCCCUCAGAGCCAGGCCUAGCCACGCCAUUCCAGCCUGAGUCCCCGACAGGACAUGCAGUAAUUCAAUGUUUGUUAUUUAUUGUCCUGCACGUGGGGCUUUUCACCAGAGUGAGGUCACAGGUAUUUAUUGGCUGGGCUGGGAUUACCUAAACUCCUCCUGCUUGGUGUUAGAGCUGGGAUUAUCCAAACUCCUGCUCGGUGUUAGAGCUGGGAUUAUCCAAACUCCUGCUCGGUGUUAGAGCUGGGAUUAUCCAAACUCCUGCUCGGUGUUAGAGCUGGGAUUAUCCAAACUCCUGCUUGGUGUUAGAGCUGGGAUUAUCCAAACUCCUGCUCGGUGUUAGAGCUGGGAUUGUCCACGCUCCUGCUUUGUUUAUGAGCUAGGAUUAUCCAAACUCCU